Molecule: messenger RNA, 2054 nt
Organism: Centropristis striata (black sea bass)
Lineage: Eukaryota; Metazoa; Chordata; Actinopteri; Perciformes; Serranidae
Gene: gpat4
Product: glycerol-3-phosphate acyltransferase 4
Exons: 13
Coding region: 212-1681 (489 amino acids)
Biological process (GO): triglyceride biosynthetic process
Cellular component (GO): endoplasmic reticulum
Molecular function (GO): glycerol-3-phosphate O-acyltransferase activity
Source: RefSeq, a predicted model, not a curated record
GACUAUAUACAACUCUGUCUGUAGUUGUAGUUAGCAUGUUGCUAGCAAGCUGUAAAGCCAACACAGAGUCAGAGAUCCCUGUGCUUCAGCCUGGAUUGGCCAGAUGGAGAGCUACCUGACCGUCUGUCAGUGUCACCUCAAUCCUCCUCCGGCACACGACCUGGGUUAAGUCCAGGUGACGAGAAAAUUGUCUCUCCAGCUGUUAAGGAUCAUGACUUGGUUCACAUUUCCUGCUGACAACCUGCUGUGCAGGUGUCUUUGCAUCUCCAUCACUGCCUGGUUGGCUCUUCUGUUUGUCUUUGGAAUUGUGCCAGCUGUACUUGGAGUCUCUUUUGGUGUCCGCAGACUCUACAUGAGGACACUUCUCAAGAUCUUUGAAUGGGCAACCUCACGAAUGGAGAUGGGAGCAAAGGAAAAAAAUGAGCAACUCUAUAAACCAUAUAGUAAUGGAAUCAUAGCCAAAGAACCAUCAUCCUCCUUGCAGCAAGAGAUCCAGGAGCUCAGAGGUUCUGCCAGCUGUCUGCGCUCAGAGCCGGAGUUUGAGAUGGCUGACAUCUUCUACUUCUGCCGGAGAGGUGUAGAGAGCAUCGUGGAUGACGAGGUGACCAAGCGCUUCUCGGCCCAGGAACUGGAGAGCUGGAACUUGCUGACUCGAAGCAACUACAACUUCCGUCAUAUCAGUCUAAGACUAACUGUCGUGUGGGGCUUUGGAGUCCUCAUCCGAUACGGCGUCCUGCUGCCUCUCAGGGUUACUCUGGCAGUCACUGGCAUUUGUCUGCUUCUAGUCCUGACUACCUUGGUGGGCUUUUUACCAAAUAGAGAGUUGAGAUCCUACCUGAGUGAAAAGAUUCAUCUGAUGUGUUACCGCUUCUGUGUGCGAGCUCUCACAGCAAUCAUCACCUACCAUAACAGAGAGAACAAACCAAAGAAUGGAGGUAUCUGCGUGUCCAAUCACACGACACCAAUUGAUGUCAUCAUCUUGGCCAAUGAUGGCUACUACUCUAUGGUUGGCCAGGUGCACGGAGGGUUAAUAGGAAUGGUUCAGAGAGCCAUGGUGAAAUCCUCUGCUCACAUCUGGUUUGAAAGAUCAGAAGUCAGAGACAGACAUCUAGUGGCCAAAAGGCUAAGUGAUCAUGUUGCUGACAAAACUAAACAGCCCAUCCUGAUCUUCCCCGAGGGAACUUGUAUCAACAACACUUCAGUGAUGAUGUUCAAAAAGGGCAGCUUUGAAAUCGACUGUACAGUCUAUCCUGUUGCUAUAAAGUAUGAUCCUCAGUUCGGUGAUGCUUUCUGGAACAGCAGUAAGUUUGGCAUGGUGAAUUAUCUGCUGAGGAUGAUGAGCAGUUGGGCCAUUGUGUGCAGCGUUUGGUACCUGCCGCCUAUGAACAAAGAGAAAGGGGAGGAUGCAGUGCAGUUUGCCAACAGAGUGAAAGCAGCCAUAGCUGCACAAGGAGGAUUAGUGGAUCUUAUCUGGGAUGGGGGGUUGAAACGAGCAAAAGUGAAAGACGCGUUUAAAGAAGAGCAGCAGAAACUCUACAGUAAAGUUCUUUUCGGUGAGCAGGACGAGGGGGGCCGAAGAGACAACACACAGUUAGAAGCUGAAAAUCCAGAAGAGGAUAAAAGUAAUCAAGAUGAAAAAAAUGACAAUGAAAACACAGUGAAUGCACCACGUAAUAAAUAGAGACCUCCACAUAUUAUAGAGUGACAUUUUACAUAAUGGUGAAUGUGAAUUAUCAGAAGUAGGACUUUAUAUUGAUUACUACUGUAACUGUAUUUUUUUUAUUUUUACCAACGUCUAAGUGGAAGAAAAUUAUUUAAUGUGAUAUUUAUGUGAUAUUUGUCAUUUUAUAAGUGUAAAAAAAAAUAUUUAUUUAAAUUUUUUGUACGAUGUGAAAUUGGGAGUAUGGUACAGGAAGCUCAAACACUGAAAGAUGUACAAAUAGUCUUUAUUUUUUACUAAUUGUUAGUAAACCAAAGUUCUAUAACAACCUCAACAUCCCUGCCUCCUUUUUCCAACCAUAUGAGCUUGUUGUAUAUCUGAUUAAAGCAAGUUA